Messenger RNA from Effrenium voratum, 2343 nucleotides. Lineage: Eukaryota; Dinophyceae; Suessiales; Symbiodiniaceae. The record is from the annotation of a GenBank genome assembly.
GCUCAAGCAGCGCUUAGCACCUGGCAUGUGGCGAUGACUUUGGGGGAAGUCAUUUGCUGGACCGACACAUGGGUCUAUCACCAAUGCUGCGAUGUGCAAGCCUAUGGGGAAACCGGACUGGAGCUGUGCUUCGGACAGAGCAUCAUCAACUUUCACACUUGCUGUCCUCAUCCGGUUCACAGAGCUCUGCCCCGACCAGGCGAGCAGGUCGAAAUUGUGCAAAGUCCGUGGCCGGAGAAACCCGGCUGUGAUGCCACUUUUCCGUGGGCGCCGGCAGCUCUAGCCCCCGCUUUGCUUCAUGGCCCCGCGUAUCACCCGCACACCGGCGAGUACAUCAAGGACCUGCUGCCCGCGCAGUCCGGCCGGUGGUCCGACGAGGCGGAGAAGUCGCGGGAUGAAGAGGAACAGCACCAAGCCGCCCGCAGACUUCGAGUGAGGCAAGUGGUGGCCAACCGCUGGGAGGGCCUUACCUUCCGCAGCUUUAUGCAGGGCGUGGAGGAGUACUACCGCACCGGCCGGUGGGGCAUCGAGAUGGUGGCACUGUUGACACAGAUCAUCUCGAACUUUGCCUUUGCACUGGCGGAGUGUGCUCCGGCUGCCUUGGUGACUGGACUGGUGAAGGCAGAGUCGCUCUAUGACUUGGACUUGGCAUCAGCAAGAAAAAUGACGCGGGGCCUCCGGCGCCUCACCCGCAGCGCCCAGCAGAACGGGCGCCUGGUCUGGCGCUCGGCACAGAACUUCUCUCUCUGGGAGGACUUGUUGGCGGCCGCGCUGCGGCGCACCGAGCGCCUGGAAGAGAGCCGCAGGGCCCCGGAGCGACCUUGGCUUGUGGACAUGGUGGUACCCUUGUGCUCACCCAAGGAGCUGGACGCUGUGCGUGCAGGCUUAGCGCUCAUGGGUGGCUCCAUGCCAGCGAGGGAUGACUUCGAUGGGUGGCCCGAGGGCACGGCGCGGGCCAGGCAGGCGCAAGCCCACAACCGGAUUCGAGGGCACUGGCGGCACGCCAGGUUUCGACUCCACGUGUACAUGGUCUGCGGCAGCUAUUCUCUUUUGGGUCAUGACACAGACAUCUCCACAAACGAUGUGGCGCAUUUGUCGAAGGCGAUCUUCAACGGAUUGCCUGGGGACUUAUUGAGGAUCUUCGGAGAGGGAGGACUUCCCAGCAUUCGCCUGGCAAAACUCGAGGAGGAGGUUCCCACUGGCGAUGUGGCUGUGUACCUGCAUCAUUUGGCACAAGCAUCAAUGUCAAGUAGCCUGGCCAAUGUGUCGUUGUUGCUACACCCGGAUUUUCUGGAACAUGUCCGACCUUGGAAGAUGUCGCAAGUGUUUCAGGCGCUUCUGAAUGGCGCUUGGUCUCCCAGUGUGGACUUUCUGUAUCUUGGCUGGAGACACGAGGGGCCAGUUUCGCCUGACGGACGGGUCGCUUCCCACCUUCGCUACCACUGCGAUGUGGAGCCCUGGGAGGGAGGGAAGAUCGGGCCCUGCGAUAGCGGCUACAACCCCCGGCUCCUGCAAAACCUGUGGCGGAUGGUCUUUGGCACAGAUCUCUCGCCCUUUGCAGGGGACGACCUUGGAGGCUACGACUUCUCUCAACUGCUGGUGACCCGCCGAGCCGUGGAGCGGCGCCCGGCCAGAUACUGGCGCUACCUGUCGCGGGUGAUCUCCGCCAGGGCAUCCUUCGAGCUGUUGCCCGGAGCCCGAGGCUUCAUUUCACGGCGGACAGACCUGUCCCCCCACGAUCCCUUCAACAAGGGUGUUUGCGCCUGGUUCGAGCACUUGUGGCACAUGCUCUUCGACCCCCGCUUCUUCCCUGACAGCAAGCAUGCCAGCAAGGAGUCAGAUCUCAGGGCCUUCACAACAUUGCACGACCCGAUGCUUCCGCUCGGGCUACGAGCCGGGCCAGACAGUGUUAUGGGCCGGCAUUAUUGGCUUUCUGCUGAAGAGCAGUGCAAUGCCAUCAAAGACGAGCAAGGCUGCCGAAUCUUGCAGAUGCAGCGCGACUGGCGCCGCCAGUCCGCGAAGCCAGCCGCUGCCAUGGAGAGGACAUGAGACAUCAGCAACCCCGUUGCCCGUGCGGGACAUGUGCAAGAUGCAGCAUCCAUGCUAAGUUCUGUGCCGAUCUUCGGCAACCCGGCGCAGUGAGGCGAGAACCCAGGACAAGGUCCCGGGGACAAGGUGCAAUCAUUGCCAGGUCAGCCCCGAGCGAGCGAGCAAGAAGCAAGAAGCUGAGACCCGGCGCAACAGCUAUGCAAGCACCUGCCUGCCAAAGGCUUUGACGUGUCGCGUUCAGAUGCGGAUUAGCUCGUAGUCUUUCGAAGGAGAUAUGCUUGACCAUACAGACCA